GUCUGAAGGGGCGCGGGGUCUGGACCCCUGGAUCCCUGUUGAGCUAGGAGGCUAUUGACUCGUGCUUCCUCUGGGAGAGGGGCCGGGGACUCGCAUGCCCGGUUUCCCGAGGAAGGAGUAUCAGGUCCGCUUCUAGGGCAGAGAGAUGUUGGGAGCCUGGAUGUGCGUCUCCAGGGAGUGAUGCCCGGCGACCCCUGCCAGGCCUCAGAUCUGGGAGAUCUGGGAGGUGGGAUUUUUCACGGAAGUGGAGGGGGGGCUCAGAGGGGCGCCCUCCUCCCCCUUCCUCAGUUUCCACGACGCUGGUGGAAACUUGGGUCAGAGGGGAAAGUGCAGAGCAAAAGGAAGGAAACGGCGGAGGCGGCCGCCGCACCCGAAAUUUUAGAUUGGCUUUGGAGUUCUCAGGCGGCAUCGUGUGCCAGUUUUUCCGCGCGGGAGGGCGCCCAAAUCCACUCCUCCGCGCCCUCGGGUGACUUAAGGACCCCGGAUUACUUCCCCUCCCCCGCAGUGAGCCGGAGUGAGCGCAGCCACUGCCCGUCGCAGACCGUGAAGAAGCUCCUGGAAGAACAGAGGCGCCGCCAGCAGCAGCCUGACGCUGGUGGGGCACCGGGACAGUUCCCGCCUCCCCUGGCCCAGCCCCUGACUCCAUCUGUGAAUGAGGGUGAGGCCGGCCAUACCCACUUCCCAGCUCACCAGGAGACCGUGGCGUCUGGACUUGGCAGCCUGGCACCCCCCACGGGCUUUCCGGACUGGGACCCCACCACACAUGCUGCCUACACAGACAGCCCCUACUCUUACCCUGCUGCUGCUGCUGACGGUUUCCUGACUCCUGACUUCUACCCGCCUUCGGACCCAGGGCGGCCGUGUCCAUUUCCCCUGGGGAUGGAGGACCCCCUGGAUACCCGGCUCUAUGCAGAACCGUCCCUGCCACAGGCGGGAUCCUGGAGAGGUUCCGGACUCCCCUCAGGACCCCCACAGUUGCCCCCUGUGGUCACUGGACCAUCGCUGGACGCAGCCCGUGCUCACAUGCUGGCUUUGGGGCCCCAACAGCUGCUGGCCCAGGAUGAGGAGGGAGACACGCUCCUGCACCUGUUUGCAGCUCGCGGCCUGCGCUGGGCAGCGUAUGCUGCAGCUGAGAUGCUCCAAGUGUACAGACAUCUGGACAUUCGUGAGCACAAGGGCAAGACUCCUCUCCUGGUGGCUGCUGCCGCCAACCAGCCCCUGAUUGUGGAGGAUCUGCUGAACUUGGGGGCGGAGCCCAAUGCCACUGACCAUCAGGGACGCUCUGUCUUGCACGUGGCUGCUACCUAUGGGCUCCCAGGAGUCCUCUCGGCUGUGAUUAACUCAGGCGUUCGGGUUGACCUAGAAGCCAGAGACUUCGAGGGCCUCACACCCCUCCACACAGCCAUCCUGGCCCUCAACAUGGCUAUGCACCCACCCGACCUGUGUCCCCGCGUGCUGAGUACCCAGGCCCGAGACAGGCUGGCCUGCGUCCAGAUGUUGCUGCACAUGGGCGCGGAUCACACCAGCCAGGAGAUCAAGAGCAACAAGACAGUUCUGCACUUGGCCGUGCAGGCUGCCAACCCUACCCUGGUUCAGCUGCUGCUGGAGCUGCCACGGGGAGACCUGCGGGCUUUUGUCAACAUGAAGGCCCAUGGGAACACAGCCCUCCACAUGGCAGCCGCCCUGCCCUCUGGGCCGCCCCAGGAGGCCAUCGUGCGGCGCCUGCUGGCAGCUGGGGCGGAUCCAACCCUGCGCAACCUGGAGAACGAGCAGCCUGUCCACCUGCUGCGGCCCGGGCCGGGCCCCGAGGGGCUCCGGCAGCUACUGAAGAGGAGCCGUGUGGCACCCCCAGGCCUGUCCUCUUAGGACGCAAACCCAGACCCUGGACUGAUUUUCCAGUCCCCACCGUCCUGUGGGACAGCCAGCGUAUGCUAAUGUUGCAAACCCGUGAUAAUGUAUGUGGAAUGUCCUGCCAUUGGGGUCUUACAUUAAAACCCCAAAAUGGCUGCUGGGGGGGGUAAACAGGCCCCAAUAUUUGGGGUGGUGUGAUACCCCCUCCCCUACCCACAAGGAGCCCCCUUAAUGAUUUCUGUGAAAUCGAGGCCCCUUGAUUGUUUCUGUGAAACACCCUGGACCCCUAACCCUUUCCCCACCGGGAUCUUUAGGGGUCCCCUCCUCUAAUUUAGCUCUUCACACCUGGAACCCCAGAUGUAAUGCCCCUACAUGGUACUUGGGGCAUCUCAAAACAGCUCCCAGUACCAUCCCUGUAGACCCCCAACCUCCCCAGGACCCACCCCCGCAGGUCCUUAACCCUGAGACAUAGGAAGGACUCUCCUUGCUGAGAGUCCCCUAGGUCCUCCUGCUUUCUAAGUCAGAGCUCACCCGGGCCCUGUCCCAGACCUCUGUUUUGGUGAAUCCCUCCCCUGUCUGAAACUCCCUAUUAAACUCAAUUUGGACUAGAA
Messenger RNA from Diceros bicornis minor, 2462 nucleotides. RefSeq names its product NFKB inhibitor delta (gene NFKBID). Gene Ontology annotation, molecular function: protein binding. The transcript has 11 exons. Gene Ontology annotation, cellular component: nucleus. The coding region runs from base 181 to 1866 and encodes 561 amino acids. The record is from RefSeq and is a predicted model, not a curated record. Gene Ontology annotation, biological process: regulation of gene expression. Lineage: Eukaryota; Metazoa; Chordata; Mammalia; Perissodactyla; Rhinocerotidae.